Linum trigynum is the source of this 438-nucleotide messenger RNA. The record is from the annotation of a GenBank genome assembly. Lineage: Eukaryota; Viridiplantae; Streptophyta; Magnoliopsida; Malpighiales; Linaceae.
AUGCUCACCAAAACACCGCCCCAGCUGAAUCAACUUUUUGAGGAGAUGGCAGAGCAAGGCUAUGAUUGGGGAAUUGCGAGGAGAUCGAGACGAGCACCAGGACGGGGUGUGCAUGUUGUAUCCACCCAGUCAUCCGAUUUGGUGCAGGUGGUAUCGAAGCUGGUUUCAGCCAUUGAUCGUUCCGGGAUGAUUGCAGGUACCGGACAGCAGCAGGCGAUGCUCUGCCAGUGGUGCGAGAGCACCCAUCACACGGUGGAAGACUGCCAAGCGAUGAGGGAGUCGACCACACCCCAGGAGCAGGUGAACUUCAUCAAUAAUGCUAGGCGAAAUGACCCCUACAGUAACACGUACAACGAGGGGUGGCGCCAGCAUCCCAACUUCUCCUGGGCUGGGGCCAGUCCUAGACCACCGGCCUCCCAAGGACCUCCUGGCUUCUAG